AUGGCUCCUUGUUCUCGUUGUGAGCGGAAUGGUUUGGAAUGCCGAACUUUGCCUGAAUCGAAGCGUUGUGGGGAGUGCGUUCGUUCGGGUUCCUUCAAGUGUGAUGUCUCUGGCCUUUCUCCUUCUGAAUGGGAUAUUCUUUCUAGAGAGGAGGCUCGUUUAGAAGCUGAAGAGGAGGCAGCUGCGUUGGCGGAGCAGGAGGCUUUUAGUUGCAGGAUGCUUAUUCGUAAGAAGCAAAAGCAGUUGCGCGAUCGUGGAUCCGAAAUGCUUCGACGAGGCGUCCGUUCUCUGGACGAACUAGAUGAAUUAUUAGAGAGAGAGAGAUUGGAAAAUGAGCGUGUGGGCAGAGAGGAGAGGCAAGCGGGUAUUGGUUCGUUGAUGCCUGCUGUCGCUAAUUCGAAUGUGUUGGAUAAUUUCGAUCCUUCCUCUUUCCUGAGUCCUUCGGACCCCUUUUCGUUCCAGAAUUCUUCGGGUCCUUUUUGGGGAGAUCCGGAUAGCGUUGGUGAAAUGCCUCCAACUUCUCAGAGCAGCUGA
This is a messenger RNA of Sclerotinia sclerotiorum 1980 UF-70, 534 nucleotides long. RefSeq lists its product as hypothetical. Lineage: Eukaryota; Fungi; Ascomycota; Leotiomycetes; Helotiales; Sclerotiniaceae. The transcript has a single exon. The record is from RefSeq and is a predicted model, not a curated record. The coding region runs from base 1 to 534 and encodes 177 amino acids.